Salvelinus sp. IW2-2015 is the source of this 881-nucleotide messenger RNA. Its product is annotated as charged multivesicular body protein 2b. Lineage: Eukaryota; Metazoa; Chordata; Actinopteri; Salmoniformes; Salmonidae. The record is from RefSeq and is a predicted model, not a curated record. Gene Ontology annotation, biological process: protein transport; late endosome to vacuole transport; endosome transport via multivesicular body sorting pathway. Gene Ontology annotation, cellular component: ESCRT III complex; multivesicular body.
GGAAUGUCAUGUGAAAGGCUGGAACAGUUCGACCAGGAAAUCUCAGCUUGUUGAUAGAACUACAGUUUAGCUGCCCACGGCCUGGAAGCACAUACAUUGUAAUUAGGCCUAGUAUUUGGUUUUAGUUUUAAUUUGUGCGCCAUGGCUUCUCUAUUCAAGAAGAAGACAGUCGACGACAUUAUAAAAGAACAGACUAAGGAGCUUCGUGGUACUCAGAGACAGAUCACUAGAGACAGAGCUGCUCUGGAGAAACAAGAGAAACAAAUGGAGAUGGAGAUAAAGAAGAUGGCUAAGUCUGGGAACCGCGAGGCGUGUAAGAUCUUGGCCAAGCAGCUGGUCCAGCUGAGGAAGCAGAAGAACAGGACCUACGCCGUCAGUUCAAAGGUCACCUCCAUGUCCACACAGACCAAGGUCAUGAAUUCUCAGAUGAAGAUGGCUGGAGCCAUGUCCACUACGGCUAAGACGAUGCAGGUGGUGAACAAGAAGAUGGAUCCUCAGAAGACCCUCCAGACCAUGCAGGACUUCCAGAAGGAGAACAUGAAGAUGGGCAUGACCGAGGACAUGAUCAACGAUACGUUAGAUGAGAUAUUUGUGGAAUCAGGAGACGAGGAAGAAUCUCAGGACAUUGUGAACCAGGUUCUGGAUGAGAUCGGCAUCGAGAUCUCUGGAAAGAUGGUGAGAGCCCCAGCAGCAGGGAAGAGUCUCCCUACUGCUUCUCCUAAACGGAAAACGCAGAUCUCUGACGACGAGAUAGAGCGACAACUUCGAGCCCUGGGAGUGGACUAACACACACACACCAUGGUCUAGGCCUGUGUACUAGCAGGCUGGUGGUCCAUGUGUCUGACACUGGGAGAUUGUGGGUGGUUAUGAAUAUUUAAUGA